Molecule: messenger RNA, 2109 nt
Organism: Patiria miniata (bat star)
Lineage: Eukaryota; Metazoa; Echinodermata; Asteroidea; Valvatida; Asterinidae
Product: probable splicing factor, arginine/serine-rich 6
Exons: 4
Coding region: 162-1013 (283 amino acids)
Biological process (GO): positive regulation of mRNA splicing, via spliceosome
Cellular component (GO): spliceosomal complex
Molecular function (GO): RNA binding
Source: RefSeq, a predicted model, not a curated record
GAAAAGAAUCUACGCUACGGAACCAGUCGAUGAGACUGAGAGAGUCGAACAAAAGCGCAAGCAGAAACCACGUCGGAAGGAGUUGAGUUCAGUCGCCAAAAAUACAUAAUUUCACGUAUCUCUGAAGAGCAUAUCCAGUAGUAUCUGUGAAGAACAUCAAGAUGUUGACGGAGGGUAGGCUGUAUGUGGGUUCACUGAAUCCUGGUACAUCCAAGCAAGACAUCGAGUCUGAAUUUGGGCGAUACGGAUCACUGCGCGAUGUGUGGCUGGCCAGAAACCCCCCAGGCUUCGCGUUCAUCGAGUACGACAGUGUUGCAGACGCUGAGAAGGCCAUGCGGGAUUUGGACGGCGCCAACAUCUUAGGCUCGCGGAUCAAGGUGGAACCAUCCAAAGGGCACCAGAGAGGGGGUCGCGGAGGUAGAGGUGGCGGGAUGCGGGGCGGCGGUGGCGACAGACGCGGUGGAGGAAUGCGCGGCGGGUCACGCGGGGGCAGUUUCCGCGGAUCACGCGGUAGCCGCGAUGGUGAUUCCCGCGGUGGCCGAGGCCCUCCAUCGUCCUAUAGUAGCUAUGGCGACUACCCGGCCCGCGGUGGAGCAGGUGCAUAUCGCGAUGAGCCAAAAGCACGCUACAGUUCAGAUCCCUACGGAAGCAGAUAUGAUUCCGCCGCCUAUCGCAGCAGAUCGCCAAUUCGCAGAAGGUCCCCUCCGCCCACGAGAGGGCGGGAUUUCGGAAGCCGAGAAUACAGCACCAUGAGCCGUGAGUACGGUAGUGGGCGCGACUAUGGGGCCGGGGCUGCGGAUUAUGGGACCUCUGCAAGGGAUUACGCUUCUCCUAGGAGUUACGCCCCACGAGAUAGCACCCGGGACUUUGACCGAGAGUACAGAUCGCCCGUUGCUAGUAGUGGAGCUGGUGCCCGUUACGACCGAAGUGAUUUUGAUCGCUACAGUCGCUACGACAGGGCCCCUGCUACUUACAACGACAGAACCCGGCGAUCACCUUUGCCACGUCGCUGAGGAUAUUAGGGCACCAGGGUAAACGAGUACCAGUUUCACUUCCAUGGAAGGAGUACAUUGUGAACAGCCUCCCCCCUUCUAAAAACUUAACAGUUGUUUUGUUUUCGUGGUUUCUCGUUAAAAUUGUUUUUACAUGCAUGUGUUUCUAGUAACGUUGAAAUAGUGCGAAUAACUUUUAUGUUCUUCCAAGGAUUGUAUAAUGUACAUACUGAAUUAAGAAUUCUUCCAUCUUGUGUUUUUGUGUGCUCCCCAAAAGAAGAAAACAAAGAAAAAAAUCCCGACAAAAUCAUGACAAGACUAUUAAAACCAUUACAAUGUUAGAUUGUGUUUAUCAUAAAUUGUUUUCUUCUUUCCCUGUAAAAAUGUAGUGCAUCUCGUUUAAUGUAGAUAUUCACCUGCUUGAAAGGUUUCAUGUUUUUUUUUUUAUUAGGUUUUUUUUUAAACAUAUUUUGUAGUACUUAAAACUUUAACAGUCCACACUAAAGGCCAGUCUUGGGGGACAGUUUCAUGAAGCUGUGUAGUCUUGAUGCAAGACUGGAUUUGGAUUUUAUUCCCCUUAUACAGCCGGUCCGUGACAAGCGAGGUCGCUAUCAACAGGACGAAUCAAAUCAAGUCUUGGCAAUUUUGGCAGCGCUAACCAGGAAAUUCAAUGUAUUCAAGCAAAUACAUGUGCGUGAAGUACAUGUAUGCUCGGAAUUUCCCGGGUAGCGCUGCCGAUAUUGCCAAGCUUUGAUUCAUCUUGUUGAUAGAGUUCUCCACCAUCGCGGUAACUUAACCACAUUUGUCACGGGACUGGAUGCAAAACAGGGUAAUAAUAAUUCAAAUCCAGUCUUGGACGAAGACUAGAAGUUGCGAGGCACUCAAAUUUGCUAGACACAGAAAAAUUCUGCUUACCAGAAUGAGUUCUCAAUAUGCCUUUGACUGGUUUGCAGCUUUUUUUAACAUGUAAAAUUGCUUAACUAUAUUUUAUGCAUAGAAGCUCCAUAAAUUACAUGUUGACAAAGAUUUGUAAUGUAGGUUAUCUGGGGUCUUGUGUAUAUGACAAAUUAACUUAAAGUUGCUCUACCUGUGCUCUUUAACGAAUUUAAAAAAAAAA